CUCAGUGAGGCAUGCUAAUGAUAAUAGUGAAACAUGACAGCUGAGAAAAGCAGACCAAAUCUCUAAACUCGAAGACUUCCUCAGCUUCCUCGUCACCCAGAUACCAAGAACAAUGCCGAUCCACACGGUGAAAUGUGCUUCUGAUCUGGACGCGAGUGCCCCUCACCACUUCCAGCGGAUCUCCAUAUCAGACCUCAAACUCACGUCUGACUGUGUGCACAGGAGUGUUAAGGGUGAAGUGGUUCAGAAGGGCCCUGUAGUGUCUAGUAGACAGACAGAGCCCAUGCUAAAGGCUGUUAUCCAAGAUAAAGACACACAGACCUCAGACACAUCACAACACACGUCAAUCAAUGUCAUCUUUUUCGGUACGCUUGCGAAGGACUUUUCACAGACUGUCAGUCAAGGGGACAUUGUCUUAUUGUCUGGCUUCACAAUCAGCAAGUCCCCCACUGAACAGACUGACAGGCUGCAUCCAUGUCUGUUGGAGAUGAGGAGCACCGAUGCCUGUGUGUAUGUGUACUCAUCUUUCGUCUCCUCUGGGCCUGCUGUCGUCAGCUCAGAGUCUAGGUACACGUAUGUCCCUUUAAGUGAACUGAAACCCAGCAGAAUAGUGAACGUUUAUGGUGUGGUGACCUUCUUCAAACAGCCUUUUCCCACCAAAGGCACAGAUUACUGCUCCACACUGAAGAUCACAGACCAGUCCGAUGCUAAAGUGAGCUGCACCAUUUUCAGUGAAAGGCUCGAUGACCAUCCUAAAAUAUUCCGAAUCGGGGACAUCAUUCGUCUGCACCGAGUGAAGGCUCAAAUGUUCAACGGAUCCAUGACCCUACUGACCACUUUAGGCUGGUCUACUGUCACGUUUGAUGGGAUGAUUGACAGCCCUAUCGAGCCCCGGACAUCGAGUAGGACUUUCCACUUUGGUGAAGCCGAUAAACGUGCGGUGGAGGCACUGCGUCACUGGGCAGCGAGCCAGCUUCUGGCCACUGAGGCCACUGUUCCUCUGUCUUCAGUGCAGCCCAAGAUGUUUUUUGAUCUGACCUGCCAGCUGCUAGCCAAAGCCAGCAUGGACACCAGAUGCAUGCUGCUCAAGGUCUGGGAUGGGACAAAAUGUGCGCACCCUUUGCUCAACUUGGCCGUGGCACCAGAUGCUUUAGAGGGAGAGACCAGACCCUCUCCAGACCGAGAGAACAUGAUCGCUAACGUUCUGGUCUAUGACAACCAUGUGGAGGGAGCCAGUAAGUUGAAGCCUGGCAUGUUUCUGCGCCUGUUCAAUCUUCAUGCAGUGACUCAAAGAGCUUCUGAGCAAUCUGCUGACUGCGCCAGUGCCCUCAGCUUCCACCUGCAUGGAGGUACUUCAUACGGUAAAGGUCUGUGUGUGAUUCCCUCAGAGAGCCCCGAACUCCAGCCACUCAAGAGAUUGUUGGAGAAUCAUGCAGCAAGAGCUGGUGAAGAUACAGUGAAUGAUGUCACUCUUUUAGAAGCUUGGUAUACUCCUCCAGAGGCUCCUGGUGAAGCGGUCAAUGAAGAUUUUUAUACAGUUCGGACGUGUGAGCACGCAAAGGAGCAGGUAACCCUUGCCCGUGCGAAGAGAUCGACCACACCCAUGGUUUGUCACGUUCGCGCCAAGGUGAAAUCGUACCAACCGCAGAACCUGUACCAGUGCCUCAAACUCUUCUGCCCACAAUGUAAAGCACUAGUGGAGGUCCCCAAUGAUGAGGUUAUAGCUCGAGUAUUCCAGGAUGCAUUGAGAAGCCAUCAGCCAUGUAGUGAGCACUGGGCAGUCACCUCUUCAGUGGACUCCAUUAGCAUGCACGUGUCUUGUGAGAUGGUCCAGAGCAACACACACACACAGCUGCUGUUUCUCCAGGGCGUUACACUGGAGGAGAUGUGUGUGAUAUCAGCUGCUCAUAGCAACGUGGUCCCUGUGCGCUCGGAUGAUGGGAGAAUGAGACUGCUGGAUUUCUCAGCCCCAUUCCUCUUCAGGAAAGACAAAAGAUAUUAUGGGUGUAAACAUUGUAGUCGGUCCACAUUUGUGGAGCCUGAGGUUUCUGGAAUAGAAAUGUGGGAUGAGCAUAACGUAGCCAAAGCUCUUGGCCUGCAGCUGAUGCAGUAUGCAUUGCUGAUGAAAUUUGAGCUAGAAGAUAAGACAGACACACUUGAAGCGUUAAUUUGGGAGGAUGCUGAGAGAUUCUUCCACGUCACUGCUGCUGACGCAUCAGCGUGUCAGGAUUCACAGGAUAAAGUUCAGACCACUAUGGAUAGGCUUCAUCCACCAGGGAGCAGCAUGGCACAGCGCCCAUGGCUAGACCUCUGCCUUUGUGCCUACACUGUAGAGGAGAAUGGCAGAACUCAAGUGUGCUACCAGAUCACUAACACAGAAGCAAGAGGCAGUUUCUACACUCCACAGUGAGGCCACCUUUCCUGUGGAUGAAGAAUGCUGUUAAGAAACUACAGUAAUGCACCUUUGCAUUGACAAACCAUGAGUGAGAUUAACAGCAAUGUGUAUAAUGUACAAUAUCUUUUCCAUUAAUAAAGUGAUUUAUCAUUUUCA
Hemibagrus wyckioides is the source of this 2551-nucleotide messenger RNA. RefSeq names its product protection of telomeres 1 homolog (gene pot1). The coding region runs from base 113 to 2410 and encodes 765 amino acids. Gene Ontology annotation, biological process: telomere capping; regulation of telomere maintenance via telomerase. Gene Ontology annotation, molecular function: G-rich strand telomeric DNA binding; telomerase inhibitor activity. The record is from RefSeq and is a predicted model, not a curated record. Lineage: Eukaryota; Metazoa; Chordata; Actinopteri; Siluriformes; Bagridae. Gene Ontology annotation, cellular component: nuclear telomere cap complex; chromosome, telomeric region. The transcript has 21 exons.